Molecule: messenger RNA, 3868 nt
Organism: Argiope bruennichi
Lineage: Eukaryota; Metazoa; Arthropoda; Arachnida; Araneae; Araneidae
Product: UDP-N-acetylglucosamine transporter-like
Exons: 5
Coding region: 287-1366 (359 amino acids)
Biological process (GO): pyrimidine nucleotide-sugar transmembrane transport
Cellular component (GO): Golgi membrane
Molecular function (GO): UDP-galactose transmembrane transporter activity
Source: RefSeq, a predicted model, not a curated record
GGUCCGGCACGAUUUAGAAUUAGCACAUGUCAAAUUAAGAUGUAAAUCUGUAUGAUUUGCCCAAAACAAAAAGCUGACUUAAAAAAAUAUCGAUCUGCUUUCAAAUUUUUAGUUGUUCAUUUAUUAUAUAAAUAUUUAUUUGACUUAUUUUAUGCUUUUUAAUAAAAUAUGAAAAUAAAUUUGUGAUGUUAUCUAACUUUCAAGAUUCAUUCGUGUAUUGAGGAUUAGUUUUAAACAAUUUAAUUUAUAUUUUUAGAAAACACUAUUUUUAUAAAAUAAAUCGCAAAUGAACAAAAUGUCGAUAAUAAAUAUGGAAAACGUCAUGAAAAAAGACGGACUUCCACCUCCAUAUGAAAUGCCACCAAGUGAGGCUCAGUAUUUUGAAAAACUUUAUUUUAAGGCAAAACACAUGAUGAAAUAUGCAUCAUUGGCUACUCUUACAUUGCAAAAUGCUUCUUUGAAUUUGAUGAUGCGGUAUGCACGGAUGCAGAAAGAAUUAUUUAUAUCAAGCACGGCUGUUGUGAUGGCAGAGAUCCUGAAGCUUUUAAUUUGCCUUUUCAUGGUUGGAUUUGAAGAAGGAAACUUUUGGUUGCUUAUAGGUGUCUUAAAAAAAGAUAUUCUUAAGCAACCCAUUGACACAUUAAAGGUUGCCAUUCCAUCAUUUGUGUAUUUGUUACAGAACAAUCUUUUAUAUGUAGGUGCAACACAUUUAGAUGCUGCUACUUGCCAGGUGACAUAUCAACUUAAAAUCCUAACCACAGCACUUCUUUCUGUUCUCAUGUUAAAAAAGAAGUUAAGUGUACAGCAGUGGAUUUCUCUUGUUACACUUUUUGCUGGUGUGGCCAUUGUUCAGCUGGCUCAGCUGAAUGCCCCUACUUCUGGUGAAACCAACCAUGAACAAAAGCCAUUCUUGGGAAUGGUGGCUAUUGUUGUUGCUUGCUGUCUGUCUGGAUUUGCUGGAGUUUAUUUUGAAAAGAUUCUCAAGAGUACGGAUGAAAUCUCUGUGUGGAUGAGGAAUAUUCAGUUAUGUAUUGCAUCAAUUCCUCUUGGUUUUGGGACCAUCUACUUCAUGGAUAGGGAUGAAGUAUCAACGAAAGGUUUCUUCUAUGCCUAUAAUUCAAUUGUGUGGGUUGUCAUUUUACUUCAAGCUGGAGGAGGCAUUGUUGUGGCACUCGUUGUCAAAUAUGCUGAUAAUAUUUUGAAGGGCUUUGCCACUUCUUUAGCCAUUAUCUUGUCUUGUAUCACUUCCAUGUACUUUUUGAAUUUUCAUCUAACGGGCCAAUUUGUAGUUGGAGCUGCACUUGUUAUGGGAUCUGUGUAUUUGUAUAGUCGGCCACAAAAUAGUGCUGUUGCUUACAAAAAAUAAUCAAUGAUAUUUGAAUACUGUGCCAUUACUCUAUCUUUGGUCACUGGCAAUUUUUCAUUCCACCUAAAUGACCUCUGUGUUGUGUUUUAUGGUAGUAAGAAAAUGUAUAUUUUUGCUAAUAUCUUGUUCUGAUAAAUUGACAUGUGUUUUCUUUCUGCUAAUUAUAAGAAAGCCAGCUAGUGUCAAUAUGUGAAAAUUCCUUUAUAUAUGGAUUUUUAGUUGUGAAGAAAGAUUAUGAAGUUGAUCUUCAUACUUUCCGAUUUGAAAAUAUAUUGAGUAUUUCAUUGGAUAUUGGCAACUUGUAUGAAUGUGAACUUAAUCAUCAUUUUUUUAAUAAGCUUUUAACAAGAAAAAUAAUUACCAGAAUUCAAAUUGAAACCAGUCUCUUCUAACUCAACCAGCGGCAAUGUUUUUCCUUUGUUCACAGUUUUUGACAUCAUCUUUAAAAAUUAUUUCACACUGAGAUAUUAAUAAUAUUGAGCUAAAAAAUAAUCUCUUAAUUUUAUCUUUUUUUUUUGUUCUACUAAAUGAUUAAGUUAAUUCUUUCUAAGUUAUAGAAUCAUUACAUUUUAACAUUUUCAGCAUUUUUGAUUUAAUUUUUUAAGAUACCUGAAAAGUAAAUUGCUUACAUCAACUGGAAUACUCAAUCUUAUUUAAUUUCUAACUGAAACUGGAUUUCAUGUACAUAAUUUUAAGUUUUUGUUUGUAAGAUAACUUUUUCAUCAAAGAUUAUGUAUUAUUUCUCUUAUUAUAGUAAAUAGAUAACAAUUAUUUAUAUAUAAAUUUUUAUCAAAGCACAAAUCAAUCAAAAUGUGAAUACAUCAUUAUUUUUUAUACCCUUAAUGAAUAAAACAAGCUUAAUUUAUUUAUGUCAGUUAUUACUAACUUCUAUUUUGUAUGUACUUAUCAUUGAAAAAUAAUGUAAUCAAGAGUUUUUGUAAAAGUAUUAUGGUUUUUCCUUAAUCUUGAAAUUUAGAAAAGGUCAAAUGUAAACCAGAUAUUUGAGUACACUUCAGAAAUUUUGUAUAAGAAAUAUCUCUUUGCUUUAUAUUAUAUAUAAAUGAAUGAAGUUUAAAAAUAUUUAUAUUCAUGAAUCUGCAUAAAUUAGGUCUGCUAUGAUUUUAAUAUUAAUUUUCCUUUUGUACUGCAAAACCCUUUAUUGCAGAUGAUGAAACUUGAAAGUGUAUUUAAUUAUUUACAAGUAUCUUUCAUUUUCUAUAUAGAGAAAGCAUCCUUUUCGGAGACGACUUCUGUACCACAUAUAUUUGAAUUCAACCCAAGAGAGGGAUAAGUUGUUGCUAAUAAUAUUGUUUGAUGGAAAGAUGUUAUUUUUCUAUAUUUAUCAGAUGUGUUAUCACUAAAUCGAAUUUUGCAUGCAAUAUAGGGAUAUAUAAAGACAUUUUGAUUAAUUUUGCUAUCAAUAAUAUGAACCUUUGUACAUUAAUAGUUCAAAACACAUUUUCAAAUUAAAAAUAUGGAGGAAGGAGGAAUGAAAUACAACAGUUUGUAGAUUCAAUCUUCUCCCAUCAUAUAUAAAUGCUACUAAGUAAAACUGAAUUACUCUUAAAAUAUAAAAUGCAUAUAUGAAUAAAAUUAAAAAAUACCUUAAUCAGUGGAAAAUAUUUUAAAGAUAUUGAGCACAGCAUAAAUGUUAGAAACUAGAUUAUAUAUAAAUAUUUUGAAAAGCUUGAGUUAAUAAAUAUUAAUACUUUUUAAAGAGAUUAAUCUCUAAUUUCAUAGGUAUUUUUCAACAAAAUAUAUAUGAAACUGGUCAAAAAUUAAAAUUUCUUCAUAGAUAACUUGCCGAAGAAAGUUUGUUGUUAAUUUAUUGGACUUUUCGCAGUUUUAUUGAUCAUUUUAUACUAUUUUCAUCCGUUUUUGAUACAGUAUUUUGUAUAUAUUUCCAUCCUUUAAGAACAUUAUGAUUCCAGAUUUAGAAUCAUCACAGAGGGAGCAUAGAAGUCCUGUCACUAGAGAGAGACUGAACAUUAGCAUUCUUUUCCCCACCUCCUUAUUAUCUUUUUAAAGCUAAAUAUAACAAGGAGGUGGGGAAAGUAUUGAAUGUAAUGUCUUAAAAUUACUUCCUCUUCCCCUAAUAUAAUUAUUAAAUAUAAUUCUGCACAAAUUAUCAAUAAUUACUACCCUUGAUUUAACUAUCAAGUUAAAAUAUUUAAAAAUAUAAUUUAUGAGAAAUUUUAAAAUAAAAUAUAAGUAAAAAAAAUUGAAAUCCUAUGCAUCCUUAUGAAGAGGUUUUGUGUGAAAGAUUCUCUUGCACUGUUAAUUUCUUUGAUUACAAAACAAUAAUAUAUAUGGUCAUUUUUAUUGUUUGCUUUUCUAUUAUGGUAUUUCUUUGGUUGUAGGUUUCAGGCUAUAUUAAAUAUAUUGUCACAAUAUUUCUUUGUCUUUUUAAGAGUCUAUAUGUUGUUAUUCUAGCACCAUGUAAAUCUUAAAGGUCACUAUUUUGAUAUGCAAUAAAGUAUUAUCUAUAAAAUGCUGAUAUUU